Molecule: messenger RNA, 952 nt
Organism: Prorocentrum cordatum
Lineage: Eukaryota; Dinophyceae; Prorocentrales; Prorocentraceae
Source: the annotation of a GenBank genome assembly
GCGACGCGGCGCGGGCGCGGCCCUCCGGAUCACCUGCGAGAUCACGCCGAGGUUCCCGAUUGGGCUCCUCCAGAUCUGCAUCAAGGUGACGCUGGAGCCCCCCGCGGGGCUGAAGGCGGGCCUCUACCGCACGUACACGACGAUGGUCACGCAGGAGCUGAUCGACAAGAUCGACAACGAGAAGUGGCGAGCGCUCGUGUACGUCCAGUCCUUCCUCCACAGCAUUGUGCAGGAGCGGCGGAAGUUCGGCCCCAUCGGCUGGUGCAUCCCGUACGAGUACAACAACUCCGACCUGGACGCCUGCCUCCUGUUCCUGGAGAAGCACGUGUCCACGUCCCUCAUGGUGGGGCACGCGCUGUCCUGGGUCACGAUCCAGUACAUGGUGGCCGAGGCGCAGUAUGGAGGCCGCAUCACGGACGACCUCGACCGCGAGCUGUUCGCCACUUACGCGCUGAAAUGGUUUUGCGAGGACGUCUUCCGGCCGAGCUUCGCCUUCCACGAGUCGGAGCACUACAGCUACCGGAUACCCGAGGGGCUGGACAUCCAGCAGUACCGCGAAUCCAUCGACGGCAUCCCGGCGGUCGACUCGCCGGCCAUCUUCGGGCUGCACCCGAACGCCGACCUCACCUACCGCCUCAAGGAGGCCGACGAGAUGUUCUCGACGAUCCUGGAGACGCAGCCCAAGGAGCGGCUCGAGUCGGGGAGUCCAGCACGGACCGCCGUUUGCUUCUUCAACCUUUCGGCCCAAACUGGCUCCAUCUUCUCCGUCUGUGUAGACUGGUCGCACAGGCACUCGCCGAAGGAGCUGGUGACGUACAUUUCGAAGCCUUCGGACUUCUUGUGCUGGACUCGGAGAUCCUCGAACGUGUCCCGGUCCCUCUUCUCCGCCGAGCCGAAGUCUGAAAGCAUUUGGCUGGACCUCUUCAUGCCGUCCUGCUUUACCUCCAAAUGA